AGUGUCAUGGCGCGCCCCAUGUGAAGCGCCCGGCGUUUCCGGAGAGGCUUCCCCGCGUCUGGGCUGGCGUACUCCUCAAGAGGAUCAGAGACCAGUUGCAGAUAAUCAAGAAGAUGCCUUCCGCAUCCUGUGAUAAACUCUUGCAUGACAUAGAAGAUAUCGUGACACAAGAAGAUUCAAAGCCACAAGACAGACAUUAUGCAAGAAAGCAAGUUGUUCCAAAGGUGCGAAGGCGCAACCACGAGAAGUACACGGACGAGGAAGACAGCCCUCCAAGUGACAGCACAAUUCCAGGGAUACAGAAAAUUUGGAUCCGAACCUGGGGCUGUUCUCACAAUAAUUCAGAUGGAGAGUACAUGGCUGGCCAACUAGCUGCUUACGGAUAUAAAAUAACAGAGAACGCAUCCGACGCAGACUUAUGGCUUCUGAAUAGCUGUACCGUGAAAAACCCUGCCGAAGACCACUUUCGGAAUUCGAUUAAGAAAGCCCAAGAGGAGAACAAGAAAAUUGUGCUCGCUGGCUGCGUUCCUCAGGCUCAGCCUCGCCAGGAUUACCUGAAGGGACUGAGCAUCAUCGGGGUUCAACAAAUAGAUCGUGUGGUAGAAGUUGUGGAAGAAACAAUUAAAGGUCACUCGGUGAGACUGCUGGGUCAGAAGAAGGAUAAGGGCAGGCGGCUCGGGGGGGCCCGGCUGGAUUUGCCGAAGAUCCGCAAGAAUCCACUGAUAGAGAUCAUUUCCAUCAAUACUGGGUGUCUCAAUGCGUGUACCUACUGCAAAACCAAACAUGCCAGAGGAAACUUGGCCAGUUAUCCAGUUGAUGAGCUAGUGGAUAGAGCCAAGCAGUCUUUCCAAGAGGGCGUUUGUGAGAUAUGGCUGACCAGUGAAGACACGGGCGCUUACGGCAGAGAUAUUGGCAGCAGUCUCCCCGAGCUGCUCUGGAAGCUGGUGGAAGUGAUUCCCGAGGGAGCGAUGCUCAGGCUUGGCAUGACAAAUCCACCUUAUAUCUUAGAGCACCUGGAGGAAAUGGCGAAGAUCCUUAACCACCCCCGGGUCUACGCAUUCCUGCACAUCCCCGUCCAGUCCGCCUCUGACUCGGUGCUCAUGGACAUGAAGAGGGAAUACUGCGUGGCCGACUUCAAGAGCGUGGUGGAUUUUCUGAAAGAGAAAGUUCCUGGAAUAACGAUUGCUACAGAUAUUAUCUGCGGUUUUCCUGGAGAAACAGAUCAAGAUUUUCAAGAAACAGUGAAACUGGUGGAAGAAUACAGAUUCCCAAGCCUCUUCAUUAACCAAUUUUACCCGAGACCAGGAACUCCCGCUGCAAAAAUGGAACAAGUUCCAGCACAAGUGAAAAAGCAAAGAACCAAAGAUCUUUCUCGGGUAUUUCAUUCUUACAACCCAUAUGAUCACAAGAUUGGCGAAAGACAGCAAGUAUUAGUAACUGAAGAAUCUUUUGAUUCCAAAUAUUACGUUGCACAUAAUCGGUUCUACGAACAGGUUUUGGUACCCAAGAACCCUCCAUUCAUGGGAAAAAUGGUGGAAGUGGACAUUUAUGAAUCGGGAAAACAUUAUAUGAAAGGACGGCCCGUAUCAGACGCCAAGGUAUACGCACCAUCCAUCAGCAAACCGUUAGCCAAAGGGGAGGUCUCCGGCUUACCUGAGGAACUCAGACACAGACUUGGGAAUCACUCCAGUUCUCCGGGGACUGCAGCCACAGUGACCACCAGAGAUGCGGCGGGUGCCAGAGUGGCCCUGAGCUUGCUCCUCCAGCCUGCAGGCUGCGUGCUGGCCGUGUCUGCAGGCCUGGCUCUGAUGGCUCUGCUCUUCGGUUUUUUCUAUCCGAGUCUGUAAUUAAAACACAACACCAUGACGCAUCCGGGAAGAAGAGCACAUUUCUAAUUAAAGUCUGCAGUAAGCAGAGAAGCAGCCGUUAUCGGGGUGCAAUGGGCAGGAAUUUCUGCCGGCCUCCCUGGUGCCCCUUCAACCUCCAUCCUUCAAUGAGAAGCCCCGGUCUCACCUGGUGUCAGGCCAAUCGGGGCUCUCGGACCCAAGUCCCAGUAGCAACUGCCAUCCGUUAUCUUGCCAAUGAAACUCCUUGGGGUUCCUGUUUUUGGGAGCCAGAAACGCAAGUGAUUGUGUUUCCUUUCAGUUAGCUCCCUUCUGGAUAGAACACAUGGUCCCCUUUUCCUGAGGUGGGAAGAAUUUUCUAAUCUUUCAUAAGCAUUUUUCGAUGUAUCUACCCCUUUCUGCUUUGCUAGAGGCCCACGGCAGCAAAAAUCUUAUAUCUCACAGUACAUGUGUUCCUUGGAAGUUGAUGUGAAACCUUUUUGGGGACCUCGAAUCCUUCGGAACACCAGGAGCGAAAGGACUCUUGGCAACAUAUCAAGACUUGGAAAGAGCCCACAAAUUUUGGAAACCUGCCCUGUCUCCAACAAAGGGUUGGUCUUCUCUGACAUUUUCCAUCAGUUCCAUCGUUUGGGUUUUGUUUCUACCUGACAUCCUGGGCCUUUACCAGUGAAGGGACUUCUUUACAAUAAAAAAAAAUUGGUGUGAG
Messenger RNA from Sorex fumeus (smoky shrew), 2550 nucleotides. It is a transcript of the gene CDKAL1, whose product is annotated as CDK5 regulatory subunit associated protein 1 like 1. The record is from RefSeq and is a predicted model, not a curated record. Bases 114 to 1847 code for a protein of 577 amino acids. The transcript is spliced from 16 exons. Gene Ontology annotation, molecular function: tRNA (N(6)-L-threonylcarbamoyladenosine(37)-C(2))-methylthiotransferase activity; 4 iron, 4 sulfur cluster binding. Gene Ontology annotation, biological process: tRNA methylthiolation. Lineage: Eukaryota; Metazoa; Chordata; Mammalia; Eulipotyphla; Soricidae. Gene Ontology annotation, cellular component: endoplasmic reticulum.